Microthlaspi erraticum is the source of this 1212-nucleotide messenger RNA. The record is from the annotation of a GenBank genome assembly. Lineage: Eukaryota; Viridiplantae; Streptophyta; Magnoliopsida; Brassicales; Brassicaceae.
AUGAAUAGAGGUGUGUUGGAGAGUUCGCCGGUUCAACAGCUGAUGGGGGCCGGAAACCCUAAUUGGUGGAACGUAAGCGGCGGCAUGAGGCCACCACCACCGCUGAUGGGUCAUCAGCAGGGGCCUUUGCCGCCACAAAUGACUCCUAACAACAAUUAUCUCCGACCACGAAUGAUGCCGACUCUCUUGCCGCAUUUCUUGCCAUCUCCGGCGACUUCGUCGUCUUCAUCUUCUUCACCGUCUUUGCCUAAUAACCCUAAUCUCUCUUCUUGGCUCGAAAGCAAUGAUCUCCCUCCCGAGUCUUGGAGCCUUAGCCAACUUCUUUUGGGUGGAUUGAUGAUGGGAGAGGAAGAGAGAUUGGAGAUGAUGAGCAAUCACAAUCAUCAUGAUGAACAACAGCAACACCAUAGCUUUCAAGGAAAGAUGAGACUGGAGAAUUGGGAAGAACAAGUGUUAAGCCACCAGCAAGCUUCGAUGGGGGUUGUUGACGUCAAACAAGAGAGUAACAUUAAUAACAACAAUGGCUAUCUCAUGUCUUCUCCGAACUCACCUCCCAAUAAAUCUUGUGUUACAACCACAACCACAACAAGCCUCAAUAGCAACGACGAUAACAGCAACAACAAUAAUAACAAUAUGUUGGAUUUCUCGAGCAAUCACAACGGUCUUAACAAUUCCGAAGGAAGACACGCUCUUCCGGAUCGAUCCUCUGAGUGUAACAGCUUAGAGAUUGGUGGGUCUACAAACAAGAAGCCAAGGCUUCAACCUUCUCCUUCGUCUCAAUCAACCCUCAAGGUGAGAAAGGAGAAACUAGGAGGCCGGAUCGCAGCGCUUCAUCAGCUAGUAUCUCCAUUUGGAAAGACUGACACAGCCUCUGUCCUGUCGGAAGCUAUUGGAUACAUUAGAUUCCUUCAGAGUCAAAUUGAGGCUCUGAGUCAUCCAUACUUUGGUACGACUGCCUCGGGGAAUAUGAGGCACCAACAACAACAUUUGCAAGGAGACAGGAGUUGCAUAUUUCCUGAGGACCCUGGUCAGUGCAUGAAGAGAAGAGGAGCUUCGUCUUCGUCUACGGAUCAAAAUCCAGAGGAAGAACCCAAGAAAGAUCUGAGAAGUCGAGGUUUAUGUCUUGUUCCAAUUUCCUGCACACUCCAAGUUGGCAGCGACAACGGCGCGGACUACUGGGCUCCGGCACUCGGCUCAGCCGGUUUCCAUUGA